Molecule: messenger RNA, 840 nt
Organism: Dendroctonus ponderosae (mountain pine beetle)
Lineage: Eukaryota; Metazoa; Arthropoda; Insecta; Coleoptera; Curculionidae
Product: endoglucanase-like
Exons: 6
Coding region: 50-796 (248 amino acids)
Biological process (GO): carbohydrate metabolic process
Molecular function (GO): cellulase activity
Source: RefSeq, a predicted model, not a curated record
GUAGAUCAAUUCGAUUAGCACUUAGUACCAAUAAUUUAAUAAGUGAAACAUGAAGUACGGAGUCGCUCUUUUGUCGGUUGCAAUCAGCCUUUGCGCUGCAGGAAUUGUGGAACGUCAGCCCGAAAUCCAGUUUGUGGAAAAUGGUUUCAGUGGAGAGUGCACAACAUCCAGAUACUGGGACUGUUGUAAACCCACUUGUUCAUGGGUAGGAAACACCGAUACGAGCAUUGGCCCAGUAAAGUCUUGCGCCAUCGAUGGCUCCAGCGACAUUGAUGGAAACGUCCAAUCUGGAUGCGAAGACAAUGGAAACGCAUACAUGUGCAGCGCUCAACAGGGUGUCAUCGUCAACAGCACUUUGGCCUACGGAUUCGCAGCUGUUGCCUUUAUCAGCCCACCAGAGAACAUGUGUUGUACCUGUAUGUUAGUUGAAUUCAAUGGAGGCGGCUGGGGAGACUGUGGUGAGGGCAAGACCAUGAUUGUCCAAAUUACCAACACUGGAGGUACCAGCAGUGCCAACAGUACCGAGAACAACAUUGAAAUUGCCAUUCCCGGAGGUGGAGUUGGGUACUACACUCAAGGAUGUAAGAAGCAAUGGAACGCACCUGACCAGGGUUGGGGUGACCAGUACGGUGGAGUAGAAACUGAAGCUGCUUGCGACGACCUGCCCGCAGUAUUGCAGCCUGGGUGCAAAUUCAGGUGGACGUUCUUGAACGGUUGCUCCAACCCCAACGCCAAGUUCACCCAAGUUGUUUGUCCACAAGAAAUUGUCGACAUCUCUGGAUGUAAGAUGGACUAGAAAGUGUUUCAUAUUUGGUUAGCAAUUAAAGUUUUUUUAAUCGA